Messenger RNA from Musca domestica (house fly), 1313 nucleotides. Its product is annotated as probable pseudouridine-5'-phosphatase. The coding region runs from base 358 to 1056 and encodes 232 amino acids. NCBI's taxonomy places the organism in Eukaryota, Metazoa, Arthropoda, Insecta, Diptera, Muscidae. The record is from RefSeq and is a predicted model, not a curated record. Gene Ontology annotation, molecular function: phosphatase activity. The transcript has 4 exons.
GUUGUGAAAGCAGAAAAAGGAUAAAAAACUGUUGGCAUAGUGACCAAUUGACCUUGCUUAGGAGAACACAACUUGAAACAGUCAUCAAAUUUUCCUUAAACUUGAAACGAGCUGCAGGUCAUCAAGGCGGUAUCGUCAAAAAAUUGUUUUUCCUAUUACAUACAAAUAAACUUGACACAUUUAUUGCAUUUGUGUCAUACAGGCGCAAAUAAAAAAACGUUUAAUCAUUCCCAUUCAGUAGUUUCCGCAAACAACAGCGAAAACUUUUCUUCCGUGUUGUGUGUUACAUCAUAAUUACAAUUUUCCAUUAAAUUUUUUUGAUUUCGUAUAUCAUCUCUAAGGAUUCAUUUAUAAAAUAUGUCGGAAACGAAAUUCAAGAAAGUAACCCACUGCAUUUUUGAUAUGGAUGGUUUGCUUUUGGAUACGGAACGUUUGUAUACAGACGCCACACAACGAAUCCUGAAUAAGUUCGGCGACCAAGUUUAUACUUUCGAUGUUAAACUGUCUCUAAUGGGCAUGGUACAUAUGGAUAUGUGCCGCAAAAUCGUUGAUGUCUACAAACUACCCAUUACACCGGAGGAAUACUCCAAAUUACAAAAGCAGAUCAAUUCGGAAAUUAUGACCAAUGCCCAAUUUAUGCCAGGUGCUGAAAAACUAUUGCGUCACCUGCACAAACACAAUAUUCCAUUCUGUUUGGCCACCAGUUCUGGCGAGGAUAUGGUCGAAAUUAAAAUUACCCAUCACCAAGAUGUAUUUAAACUGUUUCACCAUCGAGUAUGCGGUUCUACCGAUCCUGAUGUUAAACACGGCAAACCAGCCCCAGAUAUUUUCCUUGUUGCUGCCUCGCGUUUUCCCGAUAAGCCAGAUCCCUCGCAAUGUUUAGUCUUUGAAGAUGCACCGAAUGGUGUGAAGGGUGCCCACAGUGCCGGAAUGCAAGUGGUAAUGGUGCCUGAUGAACGUGUACCAUUGGAAAUGUGCUCAUUGGCCACACAAAGAAUUCUAUCAUUGGAACAAUUCCAACCGGAAUUGUUUGGCUUACCACCAUUCGAUAAUUAACGAAUGAUAACAUUCUAAAACUUAAACCAUAAAUGAUUUUCGACACUUAACAAUUAUUUUUUUGUGAAAUUUCCAUAUAAGCUGUGUUUUUGGUGUCGUCCAACUAGUAGUGAACAUUUUUAGAAUGAUGAAAACAAUGUACCUUUUCUCAAAACUGGAAUAGAGUAUGUCAAGCUUAGCUUAACGUAUAUGUAAGUAGAUAUAAUGAAAUGAAAAUCUAUUGAAUAAAUAAAUGUGCAACAUAAUAUUUGGGUAAA